Molecule: messenger RNA, 826 nt
Organism: Vigna umbellata (rice bean)
Lineage: Eukaryota; Viridiplantae; Streptophyta; Magnoliopsida; Fabales; Fabaceae
Product: small ribosomal subunit protein bTHXc-like
Biological process (GO): plastid translation
Cellular component (GO): ribosome; plastid
Source: RefSeq, a predicted model, not a curated record
AUGGCCUCUGUUGCAUCUCAUUCAUGGCGAGCUGGUAGUGUUUCCCUCGAUGGCUCGCAGGAGAGGGAGAAGGGGAGAUGGUUGAAAAUAAUUAAUUAUGUCAAUAAUCAAUUCCAUUAUAAUUUAACACCCCUCACCCUUUUUAUUUCCAUAUUCCCUCUUUCAAAUUUAUUAACAAAACUACUUCCGAUUACACGAUACAAGCUACCCUGUGCAGUGCACCAUUUUCCUCCUUGUCUAACCUUAUCCCUUGAGUUAUCCGAAGCCAUCAUGGCGUCACUGCUCCUAGCAUCACCUCCUCCACUCUCCACUCAAUUGCACACUUCCACCUCUCACCUUUCAUUCUCUCACUCCCAAACUCUCUUCUCACCACUCUCCACGCCCUUCCCUUCCCUCUCAGCCUCUGCAACCUCCACGCUCUCCCCAACCCCUUCUGUGUACUGUGGCAGAGGAGACAGGAAAACUGCAAAGGGAAAGCGCUUCGCCCAUUCGUUUGGAAAUGCAAGGCCAAAGGACAAGAAGAAGGGUAGAGGGCCACCGAGGAUUUAUGCUCCACCGGUACCUUCCAAGAAAGACAGGUUCGAAGAUAAUGAGGUGGUGAAGAUUGAAAUUGACGAGUCCCUCUUUUCUGGCUGAUUUUAUUGGGGAAUUGUAAUUUUUGGGACAUUCAUGGUUUAGUUGUUGAUAUCUGAUUCCAUUGUGACAUACACAGUUUGGAUUUGGGUAAUGUUACAUCAGUUUUUGUAUUCAUAUCCUUGACGUAACUCUUUUAUUUCUCUCGUUUUUCUGCACUAUUUAAUGAAUGACCUUGCUUUAGAGUUUUGGA